Molecule: messenger RNA, 1440 nt
Organism: Bemisia tabaci
Lineage: Eukaryota; Metazoa; Arthropoda; Insecta; Hemiptera; Aleyrodidae
Gene: Rpt5
Product: 26S proteasome regulatory subunit Rpt5
Molecular function (GO): ATP binding; ATP hydrolysis activity
Source: RefSeq, a predicted model, not a curated record
CCCUUCAACCGUCUGGAGCAGCACUGUUGUGUGUGAAUGCGAGCGGCGUGAAUCAGCUGAAUUUGAUUAUUUUAUUUACAUUUUGUUAGGAAAGUGCAAUCAUGGCUACAGCAAGCAGAACGCUCGAGGAUGCCGUAAAUUGGGAAAAUGAUGAGUUAGGUGAGGAAGUGCUUCGAAUGAGCACCGAUGAAAUUCUUUCUAGAACACGCUUGCUGGAUAAUGAAGUAAAAAUCAUGAAAAGUGAAGUUAUGAGGAUCUCGCAUGAGUUACAAACUCAGACAGAGAAGAUAAAGGAGAAUACCGAGAAGAUCAAAGUCAACAAAACUUUACCGUACCUAGUUUCAAAUGUUAUCGAGUUGCUAGACAUUGAUCCUCAAGAUACCGAAGAAGAUGGAGCUGUAGUAGAUUUAGACGCCCAAAGGAAGGGGAAGUGUGCUGUCAUCAAAACUUCCACUCGACAGACUUAUUUCCUCCCGGUCAUUGGGUUGGUUGAUGCUGAAAAACUGAAACCAGGCGACUUGGUUGGUGUAAAUAAAGAUUCCUAUUUGAUUCUUGAAACUCUUCCAGCAGAGUAUGAUGCACGUGUAAAAGCAAUGGAGGUCGAUGAAAGGCCAACGGAACAGUACUCAGACAUUGGUGGAUUAGACAAACAAAUUCAAGAGUUGAUAGAAGCAGUAGUUUUACCGAUGACUCACAAAGAAAAAUUCGUGAACUUGGGUAUUCAGCCACCCAAGGGAGUCCUGCUCUAUGGACCUCCUGGAACAGGUAAAACUUUGCUGGCCAGAGCAUGUGCUGCCCAGACCAAAUCCUGUUACUUAAAACUAGCCGGUCCUCAGCUGGUUCAAAUGUUUAUCGGAGACGGUGCAAAGUUGGUAAGAGACGCUUUUGCUCUAGCCAAGGAUCAAGCUCCAGCAAUUAUUUUCAUUGAUGAGUUGGAUGCAAUUGGAACGAAGAGAUUCGACUCUGAAAAAGCUGGAGACAGAGAGGUCCAAAGAACUAUGCUUGAACUCCUUAACCAGUUGGAUGGUUUUAGUUCAACAGCUGAUAUCAAAGUGAUAGCUGCCACAAACCGUAUCGAUAUCCUAGAUCCUGCUCUAUUGCGUAGUGGACGUCUAGACAGGAAAAUUGAAUUUCCUCAUCCCAACGAGGAGGCUCGAGCACGUAUUAUGCAAAUUCACUCUCGUAAAAUGAAUGUCAGUCCGGAUGUAAACUUCGAGGAGCUAUCUCGCUCAACAGAUGAUUUCAAUGGAGCUCAGUGUAAAGCUGUUUGUGUAGAAGCUGGUAUGAUUGCUCUGCGUAGAGGUGCUUCCACUGUAACACAUGAAGAUUUUAUGGAAGCCAUCAUUGAAGUUCAAGCCAAGAAGAAAACUAGCCUUAACUACUACGCUUAAAUUUAAUAUCCAUAUUUUUUUUGUAAAUACUUGCCCAAUUUUCUAAUUU